UGAAAUGGCAAGCGCCACGACGUCAAUUUAACCGACGACCACCAAGCCGCUCCUUCUCCAUUCCACUCUCUUUAGGAUCGUAAUUACUUUAGCAGUGCAGUCAUGCACCGCCGAAAGUCCAGCAAGGAAGACGUGGACGACGGAGAUACGUUUGUCCUCAUUCCCGAUGAUGAACCAACUACGGCGCCUACGUUGACAGCGGCGCCUGGUAGGCAUCGUGUUCCUGCGCUGCCACAACUUGGUCCAGGAAUACCAGCAAGGCAACCACCAGUCAGACGUCCACCUAGUAUCUCCCUCAAUUCACCUCCUAGUUCACCCUUCCGUGCAUCACAUGCCCGGGUACGAAGCAUAUCCUCAGGUCCAUUCGUACCUCCCGUAUCAUCUCCGCUUGCAAAUACAUUCCAUGUCCCACUUCAUCCGUUUGAACCGGACUCGAGCAAUGAUGCCGCAGAUGGAGGCAGAGGCCACGGACGAAGACACUCCCGAAUGCAUUCCCGUAACCUGUCGAUAUUCUUUCCCCGCCCGCACGCAACCAUUUCUGAAGAUCUCCCCUCAGAUGUUGAAUCUGCCCCAAAUAACAGAUCCCAAUCCCAAAUCGACCUUCAUAUACCCGUAUCUCAAAGCGAGCCCCUUCAAAUCGGGCAUGACCGUACCGCUUCUUUUUCAUUCGGCUCCUCGGGCACCAUGCCAAAGUCAGACUCCACAGGAGCAGUCCCAGCUGGCGUGACAGCACGUAGAGGGCAUCAUCAUAAGCAUUCUCUCUCUCAUAACUUCUUUUCUUUUCUUGACCCUUCCCGUCAAUCACAACCUGAAGCCAAACCCGAGGAAUUGCAUACGGCACCUACGCCUGCUCCAAUGUCUCCCUGGAGCCCGGUGAGCAACAUCCAAGGCGGUGAGAGCGUAAGCUCUAGCAACGCCGAUCUCACAACAGGCACUAGUUCUCGCUCAAACUCUGCGUCUCCAGCACCUUCUCCUUCACCUUCUCAGACCAACUUCUCGUGGAAUCUAAGCAAAAACGGGAAUUUGGCACGAGUUGCAUGCGUGCUGCAGUUCUGCUUGGGCGCCUUGGUCUGGGUGCGCGGUCAGGCUAUUGGGUCGUUGGCGUGUACAGGCCUGGGGUAUUGGGUCGUGUUCGACGCGUUUGGAAUAGCGGUGGGCGGGCCUCUUCUUGGGAUGGGCAAGGGUGGCUUUGGCCCAGCACGCACGCAAACAACCCUCCUCUUCGCCCAAUGCGUCUACCUCAUGUUCGCAGGCGUAUACGUAGCCAAAGAAGCUGUCGAACAUAUUCUUCUUUCUGCGGGACACGGUCAUGGACAUGGCCGCCCUUCUCCCUCCCCUUCCUCCACUGCGUCAAGUAUAACACGGAAUGCAUCAACUUUGGCUCUGAAUGCAGCUGGAGGUAUCACAAGAGGCCUGGGUCUGCACGGCGCAGGUGAGAUGGGGAAUGAUGGGCAUCAUCAUCAUCGGGGUGAUGAGAGGCCUGAUAUGUUGGGACUGCGCUACCCGCUCGGUCUCAUCAUCAUCGUCCUCCUCUCGCUCCUCGUGACUUCUUUUGUGUUUGAGCAGCAUGAUGUGUUGGUAAAAAUAACGAACAAACAUAUCCACCUCCCAUCCCCCUUCUCUCUAUUCCAGCGCUCCCGACUCCCAUCAUUCCCGGCAAGUUCACUCUCAGACAGACAGGCGCCAUGGGAGAGAAUACUGAGGAAUCCGUAUGCUCUUCCUCCAAUUCUGUUCUGUGUUGCGAUUCUGGGGGGCGAGAUAGUUUUGAAUGUCGCACACUACACACCCUUUGACCUUUCUUUAGCAACCCUCCAAGUCAUCAUCACCACACGCGUCGCGUACACAGCAUGUAUAGUCCUAGGCGGCGUAUUAUUGCAAACCGCACCUGCAGCAUCGUUCUCCAUGAGCGCUGGCGGUAUCAGUGGUAUCGGCAAGGGCGCGAACAGUAGGGGCAUAGGCGCAAAAAGCAUGACAAGCGCAAAAGGCACCAACACUUUAGAAACAAAAAUGGAAUCCUUCUGGCACGUCGUCCGCGAAAUCGAAAGACAUGAGCACGUCACGAGUCUUCCUGCUCCACAUGUGUGGCAGGUGUGUCCGCCUGGACAGACAUCUUUUGGGCAGGGGGAGACGAGGUCUUCUGUGUCACGGUCUGCGUCGCGGUCUGCGUCACGCGGGUUUGCGUCUGCUUUACGGUCUGCUUUCUCACCCUCUGAUUCCUUCCCUUUUUUCGAUGCGGUGAGAGGGCCGGAUGCUGCUACGGAACCGCAGUUGAUGAUCACGCUCUCACCGCACGUGCGGUCUUCGUUGCGUGAUGAAGAGGUGUUGAAGUUUACGCGGUGGGCGUGUGAGCGGGUUAGAGGAGCGUUCGUGGGUGAUGGAGCCAGGGGACAUGGGAUGGAGGUGGAGGUUUGUGUGGGUGUUCUUAGGGGGUAGGUUUGCGGGUGUGGUAGAGGUGCAUGAGAGGAGGUCGCAGUGCGAUAUACCAAAACUUCUAUGUUUCUACCUUUCCCAGUUACGCUGAAUACCCUUCUGAUUCUGACAGCC
Messenger RNA from Suillus clintonianus, 2544 nucleotides. RefSeq lists its product as uncharacterized. The record is from RefSeq and is a predicted model, not a curated record. The coding region runs from base 103 to 2433 and encodes 776 amino acids. Lineage: Eukaryota; Fungi; Basidiomycota; Agaricomycetes; Boletales; Suillaceae. The transcript is spliced from 5 exons.